UUCGUUAACGCAGGAGGUUGUUUAUUUACUAUAAUACCGGAAGUAAGCAUCUUACUCAUCAAAAACUAUUUGCUGGUUGGGUCUGGAUUAAUAACAAGGAUUUAUUGUCUGCCUGUUUAAUUUUUGGGGCCAGGGUUUCACCAUGACAACCAGCCCAACUCCCUUAACAGGGAGUAUCCUGUUGCACUGGGACCCAAAAAACCUGGAGAUUCGAACCAAGUCUGUUGAGAAAACACUGGAACCUCUAGUCACUCAGGUGACAACUUUAGUAAAUCAGAAUGGUCCAUCCAGCAAGAAAAAGGGACGAUCCAAAAAGGCCCAUGUACUUUCUGCAGCAGUUCAAAAGGCCACUGAGAACUUUAUUGAACGUGGAGAGGAAAUUGCUAAUGAGAACCCAGAAGUGCGUAAUGACAUGAUGCAAGCUAUCGAGGAGGUCAAAAACACUGGUGAUGCUAUGAGAGAAGCGUCGAGUGACUUUGCUGCUGAUCCAUGUUCCUCAAUGAAACGAGGUGCCAUGGUGCGCGCAGCCAGGGGUCUUCUUUCGGCCGUCACUCGUCUUCUUAUUCUAGCUGACAUGGUGGACGUACAUCUUCUGCUGACAACGCUGCAUUCGGUUGAGAGUGAUUUAGACCAGAUCAAGAAUGCCACAAGUCAGCAGGAGUUGAUGCAGAGCUUCAAGGAGUUUGGUAAAAGUGUCGUGCAGCUCUCGGACAAAGCAGCACUGAGACAAGCUGACUUGAAGGAUCCGCGGCGCCGGGAUGAUUUGGCUGCUGCUCGGGCCGUGCUCAAGAAAAACAGUAUGAUGCUGCUUACUACAUCGAAGGCAUAUGUCCGUCACCCAGAGCUUGCGGCCGCCCGGGCCAACAGAGACUAUGCUUACAAGCAGCUGUGUGAUGCUGUGGGAACAAUAUCGGACAUCGCCCAGGCAACGGGUGCUUCCACAGCUCAUCCUUACGAGGGCCCUGGCGAGUUGGCUGCUGCCCUUAAUGAACUAGAUCAAAAAAUCAUAAUGGAUCCUUUGAGCUACAACGAGGUGAGAUCACGUCCAUCACUGGAAGAGCGUGUUGAAAGUAUCAUUAGCGGUGCUGCUCUGAUGGCCGAUUCAUCGUGUACGCGGGAUGAACGGCGCGAACGCAUCGUACAAGAGUGCAACGCAGUCCGACAAGCUUUGCAGGAUCUGUUGACUGAAUACAUGAACAACUGCAGUAAGAAACCGCCAUCGACUGAACGUAAGGAUCGUAUUAAGGCUGGUCAGAAGGAGCCUAGUGAAUCUCUGGAAAAGGCAAUAGACAACAUGUGUAAGAAAACAAAAGAUCUACGUAGACAGUUGCGUAAAGCUGUUGUUGAUCAUGUGUCUGACACAUUUCUGGAAACAAAUGUUCCACUUCUCGUACUUAUCGAGGCGGCAAAAGCCGGGGACGAGAAAGGUGUGGAGGAAUAUGCCCAGGUUUUCUCGGAACACGCCAACAAGCUCGUUGAGGUUGCAAAUCUAGCAUGCUCCAUGUCAAAUAAUGAAGAAGGCGUCAAGAUGGUUAGAAUGGCAGCCUUUGAAAUUGAUGCUCUCUGCCCACAGGUUAUUAAUGCUGCGAGAGUGUUGGCCGCACGUCCGCGGUCGAAGGUGGCCCAGGAGAAUAUGGAUGUGUUCAAAGAUGCGUGGGAAAAGGAAGUCCGUCUCUUGACAGAAACUGUCGACGACAUUACAACAAUCCAUGAUUUCCUCGCUGUUUCGGAAAAUCAUAUCCUUGAGGAUGUGAAUAAGUGUGUGAUCGCGCUCCAAGAAUCUGAUGCAGACACGCUUGACCGCACGGCUGGUGCUAUCCGAGGUCGUUCUGCACGCGUGUGUAAUGUCGUUCAAUUUGAGAUGAAUAACUACGAGCCAGGACCAUACACUGAGCGUGUCAUGGAGGCUGUCGUUAUGCUACGAGAUCAGAUUAUGCCAAAUUUUGCUGAGAAGGUUGAACUGGCUGUGGAUGGCCUGAGUGCCAACCCGCCACGAGAUAUUGAUGAAAACGACUUCAUUGAAGCCAGUCGACUUGUGUAUGAUGGAGUUCGAGACAUCAGACAGGCCGUCUUGAUGAACAGGAAUGUUACGGAGUAUGACAGUGACAGUGAAGUGGAGUUUGAAGACGAUGGGGCUGAAUAUUCCAGUAUCUCUGGCCAUGACUACAACAACGACGCCAGCGAGCGCGGCUUGAUGCGCCGUCUGCCGCAGGAGGACCGCGAGAAGAUCAUGCACCAGGUGGAGCAGUUCCGCGUGGAGAAGGCCAAACUGGACCGCGAGGUUGCCAAGUGGGACGACAGCGGAAACGACAUCAUCGUGCUCGCCAAGCAGAUGUGUAUGAUUAUGAUGGAGAUGACAGACUUCACCAGAGGGCGAGGUCCACUGAAGAGCACAAUGGAUGUGAUCAAUGCUGCCAAGAAAAUCUCCGAGGCUGGGUCACGGCUCGACAAACUCUCCAAGACCAUAGCAGAACAGUGUCCAGACUCGCAGUCGAAGAAAGAUCUUGAUGCAUACAUGCAGCGGAUUGCCCUGUAUUGUCACCAGCUGAACAUCACCAGCAAGGUGAAGGCUGACGUGCAGAAUGUCAGCGGGGAACUCAUAGUGUGUGGGCUGGACAGUGCAACUUCGUUAAUCCAGGCUGCCAAGAACUUGAUGAAUGCUGUUGUACUAACUGUCAAGGCCUGUUAUGUCGCUUCAACAAAGUAUCCCAAGAAUAACAGAUUGCCUUCGUCGGUUGUGCUGUGGAAGAUGAAGGCCCCUGCCAAGAAACCGCUGGUGCGACGUGAGGAGACUGACGAACAGAGAGCCAAAAUCAGAAAGGGAGCAUCCAAGUCGAAGAUUGAGCCAAUCAGGGCUCUGAGUGAAUUCCAGGAAAUACAGAUGGACAGUUUCUGUUAACUGUGGGACCAAGCUUUCAAGUUGCGGUGUGUGGACUGGUGAUGUACAAAUAUUGGUGGUAGUGGCAUGUGCUACUGAUAUAUAGAAAAUAUCUGACUGUGGAGAAGAAAAACCAGAUUUCUAGUUAUUAUCCACUGGUGUUUUGGAAAUACUGAUCAUAAUAGUGUGUAAUACAUAUCAAUUCCGGAGGAAAUGAUGGGGGGUGGGGGUGAUUACCCAAUUUGCUCCUCUCUUGAUAAUGUUUUGUUUACCCCAAGUUAUUUCAUUUCUAUUAAAACAGGUUGUAGGAUAAAAUGAGAAACAGCUUAAAUAUUAAGUGCUAUUACAAUAAUGAGACAAAACAGAUAUACUUAAUUUUAGUUAACAGUGUAUUAUGAACGUAAACCUCUUUUUCAGUGAUGGACAUACUAUCUGAAGGUUUACAUACAUAAUUCAGAAGGUGGAAUUAAAAUGUAAGGGGAUGGGGACUUUUUGUGGCAGUUUCCUCCGCAUUGUCUGGGACAAAAUUUCAUAGGUUGUUGGGUUGAGGGGGGAGAGGGGCUGAGAUAAAGUUGCCAUUACUGGUAAGUGAUGUCACUUUUCUGGUCUCUUAGAUGUAAACGAAACAGGUAAACAUAUAACACCUUUCUAGCUCAAAACCUGCUAUUGUCAGCAAUAUAAUUGGUUGUGAAUUAUUUUAUGUAUCUUUUUGACAUUUUAUUUAAUUUUAUGUAGCACAUUUUUUGUUGUUUAGCAUGCAGGUUUAGUCAUGCAUUUUAUACAUAUCAGUGAUUUUUUUAGAUUGUUUAUGUAAUUAUAUAAAAUGGUAAUAAGCUAAAUACAACCCGCUAUAAAUAUAUAUAAUUAUUUCAAUAAAAUGUUUUCAUCACUUGUUCUGAUGUUAGUGUAAAUAUUACGGUAUCGGUAUUUAAAUCAAUACAUGAAGCAAUUGUAGAAAUUUAAAAUAAGUUAUAACACCAGAUAACAACAAAAACAAGGUUAUCGUUUUUAAAAUAAGUUAUAACACCAGAUAACAACAAAAACAAGGUUAUCGUUUUGACCAACAAAGAAACAAAUUAGAUGAUUGUAAAUACACACCUUAAUGGUUAGUGACCUUAAAACAUUAUCAGUCAUGAAAAUACAAAUACAGAUAAUAAUAUAUGCUAAUAAGAUACCUUUGAUGAGAGCAAUAUAAUUUCAUCUAAGCAAAUUUACAUUGUGAUAAUGACAUCACACAACAGAAAUAAUGGAUAUUGUUAAAAGCCGUAUCCUAACAUUGAUCUGAAUGUUUUGUCCGAUAUUAUUGCCUUGUUAAUUUUUGUGCAUCAACAUGCAUUGUUGACAUUAUUUUGCUCAUCCAAAGAGAGAUUUUUGCUUCAGAUUGGUUUUUGAUUGUAUUUUUAGGUUUUUUAAUUCAAUGUUAUAAAAGACAUUUCAAAUAAAUAUUCUCCUAAUUGUGUACAAAUAUCAAAAUACAUUGCCUGCUAUGGUUUCUAGUCAUAUAAAUGAAUCUGUAUUUGACAAAUGACUUAAUUACAUAUGCUUCAAUUAUUGUACUUUUUAGUUGAAUACCUUAAAAGUUUACCUAUUUUUACUAAUGCAUUGUACAUGAACGUCGGUUUGGGAAAUGGAGAAUCUCAAAAUAAUUUAUUUUGAAUUGUUGAUAAACCAUGAUUUAUUUUCCUUAACUUUUCUUUUCAAUUGUUAAAGAAAUUGUUAUAAAAUAAAUAGAAAUGUUCUCUUAUUACUAAACUGAAAAAUCUAUCAAGUUGUUUUAAGUUAAUAUAACUGAACAUUGAAAGUCUAUUCUAAUAGUCUGUACAACAGAUUUGUUUAAUGUUGUUUGUAUUUGUAUAGCAUUUAUUUUGUAUAUUUUUGAAAACUGUUAUUUUUCAUACAUAAUCUGCACCUAUUAUUGUCCACUGAUUUAUAGAUUUAAUAGCUUGUUCCUAUACCGGAUUACUUUACUCGACUUUCACUCUGUUACUAUAUUAAUUUCAUGCUUCAUAAUUAGUGAUUGUAGUUUACUUAUUGUUGGAAUAAAUUUAUAUUUAUUUUAUUUCAAUACAAAUCAUUUUGUAUAACCAUUUAUUAUAAGUAUCUAGAUAACAGUGAUUUUUAUAGUUUAAACCCAGUGAUACAAUGGACAUCAAGAUCAAAUCACAGUGUGGGAUUAAAAGUAGUUAGAAUCAUUUAUGUCUAAUUCUAAUAGCACAUUUGUACAUAUUGCUAUGAAAUAUUUAGAUUUUAAAAAAUAUUUGCAAAUUCCAAGUAAAAUAAUUACUAUGAAUGAUUUUGUUCACCCGAAACCUUUUUACAUUACUACAACUUAAUCUUCAUUGAUUUUUGCUUGUGAAAAUAAUUUGAGAAAAACAUGUUAACAAAGGAAUAUAGAUCUGGAAUACAUUUUUUAGUAAGAUUAGAUAACUGUAUUUGAUUGUGUAUAUUAUCGGUUUAGAAAACAGUUAUGGACAAGGCAAUAUCACACUGUAAAGGUUAUGUGCUUCCAUAUUUACUGUGAUGUUAUUAUUUUGCAUGUGUUCAUUAUAUUAAUAAAUAUAAUUAUGGCAUGUGAACAUAUAUUGUUCAUAUAAUUUUGUAAAUUGUAUUAUCAGCCUUUAUAUUUUAAUCGAGUAUCAUACAUCAUUACAUAAAAAUUUCAAUCAUCUGGUGUGUGAUUGAUGGUCAAAGUCCUUUUGUCUCGUAAUACAGUGGAAUAAAUGUAACCAAACAUUUUUAUGUUUUAGGUUUUUUUUUUUUUCCAUCUUUUAAUGUUCGUAUAAAAAGUAUACAGGGCUCGACCUUAGCGGUAGCCCGGGGUGUUUUAGCUACCAAUUUCUCACUUGGGCUAUCAGAUGUCUAAACAUGGUAGUCUUCUGGGAUACUGGAUUUUUUUGGCACAUCCAGUUACUACACAAUCAACAAUUUUUACUGAGGGCUACUAGAUUCAUAAAAAUGUUAAGGUCAAUGCCUGGUGUAAGAUAGAUUAGAGAGCACAGAGCCUCUGUUGCAAGUCACUGGGCUGUCAGGUUGAUGAUCCCAUAAUCCCAUCAAGGCUAGUACACACUUUCUCACCUGUUACUGUGCUGAUCUAAUUAACUGUGCUGAUCUAAUUAUCGUAAUAUACAAGUCGGUGUUAAGAUGUAGUCUUGUUUUUUCGUGAUAUAUAUGUUUGUGCAUUUCUUGAUGAACAUAAAAAAACAACAACAUUUA
Gigantopelta aegis is the source of this 6091-nucleotide messenger RNA. Its product is annotated as catenin alpha-2-like. The record is from RefSeq and is a predicted model, not a curated record. The transcript is spliced from 22 exons. Gene Ontology annotation, cellular component: adherens junction; catenin complex. The coding region runs from base 143 to 2899 and encodes 918 amino acids. Gene Ontology annotation, molecular function: cadherin binding; beta-catenin binding; actin filament binding. NCBI's taxonomy places the organism in Eukaryota, Metazoa, Mollusca, Gastropoda, Neomphalida, Peltospiridae. Gene Ontology annotation, biological process: cell-cell adhesion; cell migration.